AUGGGCAUCCAACAUCAUGGUCACAAUUUUCCCACUUGUUUUGCAUCGUGCAGUAUCCCUAGCUAUUUCAAUGCGUCACUACCGGAGAAGCUGAAUGCUAUUCGCAACGCGGGAUUCGGCGGGAUCGAGAUGUCUAUGCCAGAUAUUCUGGCAUACAGCGAGCAUCUCAACGGAGAAAUGCUCAAUGAAGAUGACUUUGAUGGCAUUGCCUCUAUAUCCACAAAGAUACGAGACCUUGUGGAAGAUCUGGGCCUUCGUAUUGUCAUGCUACAGCCAUUCUCCAGAUUCGAAGGGUGGUCGAAAUCAGAACAUUCCGAAGAGCGAGUGGCAGCCUUCCGGCGGGCUCGUGGAUGGAUAAGAGUUAUGGAAUCUUUGGGAACAGACAUGCUACAGGUUGGAUCAUCGGACGCUGACGGAAUCUCCUCGUCGUUGGAUGACCUGGCCGCAGACCUCAGUGGGCUGGCCGACAUGUUAGCAGAAAGAGGAUUUCGACUUGCGUACGAGAACUGGUGCUGGGCAACACAUGCCCCAUUGUGGAAGGAUGUGUGGCAAAUCAUUCGGAGAGCGAGCCGCCCGAAUAUCGGCCUUUGUUUGGACACCUUCCAAACAGCGGGAGGAGAAUAUGGUGACCCAAGCACAGCGUCUGGAGUCAUUGAAGAAGUCGGAAGAGAUGAACUGGAUGCGCGAUGGAAGCACAGCAUGGCGGAGAUGGCGAGUGCCGUUCGCGGCGACGAGAUCUUCCUCCUUCAGAUCUCUGAUGCAUACAAGAUGACCCCGCCUCUAUGCAGCGACGGGGAUGAACCCAGAUGUGCCUGGAGCCAUGAUUACCGUCCGCUGCCCUUCGAUGGAGGCUAUUUGCCGAUCCAGGAUGUGCUGGGUGCUGUACUUCGCACUGGAUUCUCGGGUUGGCUCUCGAUCGAGGUGUUUGACUCGAAGCCGAAAGAAGGGAUGUCGAUGGAAGACUUUACGAAAGCUGCCAUGGAAUCCUUGAAGCGUCUUUUAGAUGAAGUAUAA
Molecule: messenger RNA, 1014 nt
Organism: Trichoderma reesei QM6a
Lineage: Eukaryota; Fungi; Ascomycota; Sordariomycetes; Hypocreales; Hypocreaceae
Exons: 2
Coding region: 1-1014 (337 amino acids)
Source: RefSeq, a predicted model, not a curated record